AUGGGUGGAUCUCGUCCACCCGCGGCGGAUCUGGCCGGAGUGGACUCCGGCGAGCGGCGGGGCGGCUCCGGCGAGCUCCAGGCGGCGUGGAGGCGCGGAUCCGGAAGCCGGCGACGCGGGCACGACGUCCCCGGCGAGGAGGAGGCCGGCCGCGGCAGGGAAGGUCAGGCGAGGCCCGGCGGAGGCGGAGAGGAGACGGGAGGCGGCGCUCCGGCGAACGGCAGCUUCGGGCACUGGCGGCGACGCGCGGGUGGAGGUCACGGGGCGCGGACGGGCGGCGGCGGGCGAGAUGAGCUCGGGCGGCGGCGGAGGGUGUCCGGCGGCGCAGGAGGCCGGCGAGCGGGCGACGAAGUCGCCGGCCGGCGCGGGACGGAGGCGUCGGCGGGAACCCGGGCGGCGGCGCGCAGGCUUCGGCGGCGGCGGCGCGCGGGCUCACGCGGGCUAGAUCUGGGCCCCGCGGGCCGCGCGGUGGUGGGUGGCGGCGGCGACAGGUGGCGGCUCCCGAUUGGCUACGGACGGCGGUGGGAUUUCGUCCGGCGCGAGUUGGACGUGUCCGGCGGCGGAGAGGAGGGAGGGGGCUAG
Molecule: messenger RNA, 582 nt
Organism: Aegilops tauschii subsp. strangulata
Lineage: Eukaryota; Viridiplantae; Streptophyta; Magnoliopsida; Poales; Poaceae
Source: RefSeq, a predicted model, not a curated record